Numida meleagris (helmeted guineafowl) is the source of this 3410-nucleotide messenger RNA. It is a transcript of the gene NIBAN2, whose product is annotated as family with sequence similarity 129 member B. Lineage: Eukaryota; Metazoa; Chordata; Aves; Galliformes; Numididae. The record is from RefSeq and is a predicted model, not a curated record.
AGAAGACCGGGAAGGUGCUGGGGGAGUUCUCCCGCUGCUACAGAGAGCAAUAUGGGGUAGCACUCUUCAACAGCGUCCGCUAUGAGGUUGAAGGCAAUGGGGGGCCGCAGUCACAGCUGCUGCACCGCAAGGUCCCGCUGGAGGACCACGUCAUCUACUCGGGCAACCUCUUCCAGUACAUCGAAGAGAACAAGAAGUGGAGGAACCGCUUCUGCGUGGUCCCGCACAACUAUGGGCUGGUGCUGUACGAGAACAAACUGGCUUAUGAGAGAGAGCUGCCUCCCCGCGUGCUAAUCAACAGUGCGGGCUACAAGGUGCUCACCUCGGUGGAGCAGUACCUGGAGCUGGUGAACAGCAGCCUGCCCGGCGUCACCCCCAAAUCGGGGAACACCCCCAUCCUGAAGUGCCCCACGGAUUUUCCCCUCAUCCUCUGGCACCCCUACGCCCGGCACUAUUACUUCUGCCUGAUGACGGGCAAAGAGCAGGAGAAGUGGGGAGCGGUGUUCCAGGACUGCGUGCGGCACUGCAACAACGGGAUCUCGGAGGACUCCAAAGUGGAGGCCCCAGCCUUCACCGACGCCGUCCGCAUGUACCGCCAGUCCAAGGAGCAGUACGGCACCUGGGACAUGCUGUGCGGCAACCAGACCCAGGUCCUGAGCAACCUGGUGAUGGAGGAGCUGCUGCCGGAGCUGCGGAGCGCCAUCGGCCCGCGGCUGAAGGGCAAAGCACAGGAACGCCAGCGGGCCUGGAUCCAGAUCUCGGAUGCUGUCUAUAGGAUGGUCUACGAGCAGACCAAGUCACAAUAUGAUGCCAUGGUGGCCAAGUGUGAGCUGGAGCGGCCCCAGAUGGAGAGCAGCAUCCGGACUGACAUGGACCAGAUCAUCACCUCCAAGGAGCACCUGGCCAGCAAGAUCCGAGCCUUCGUCCUCCCCAAAGCGGAGAUCUGUGUCCGCAACCACGUCCAGCCCUACAUCUCCUCCAUCCUGGAGGCCCUGAUGACCCCCACAAGCCAGGGCUUCGCCGAGGUGCGGGAGGUCUUCUUCAAGGAGGUGACGGACAUGAACAUGAACAUCGUCAACGAGGGCGGCCUGGAGAAGCUGGUGGAGUACAUGGAGAAGCUGUCCCACCUGGCCUUCCACCCGGUGAAGAUGCAGUCGUGCUACGAGAAGAUGGAGCAGCUGAAGCUGGAGGGCCUCCAGCAGCGCUUUGACGUCUCCAGCACAUCUGUCUUCAAGCAGAGGGCCCAGAUCCACAUGCGACAGCAAAUGGAUGAUGCCUUGUACACCUUCGAGACGCUGCUCCACCAGGAGCUGGGGAAGCUGCAGGGCAAGGAUGAGCUCUGCAAGUCCAUCCAGCGCAUCCUGGAGAGGGUGCUCAAGAAAUAUGAUUACGACAGCAGCACCGUGCGGAAGAAGUUCUUCAGGGAGGCCCUGCUGCAGAUCACCAUCCCCUUCCUGCUGAAGAAGCUGGCGCCCACCUGCAAAGGGGAGCUAGCCAAGUUCCAGGAGCUCAUCUUUGAAGACUUUGCCAGCUUCAUCCUGGUAGAGAACACGUACGAGGAGGUCGUGCUGCAAUCUGUGAUGAAGGACAUCAUGCAAGCCGUGAAGGAGGCAGCCGUGCAGCGGAAGCACAACCUGUACCGCGACAGCAUGGUGAUGCACAACAGCGAUCCCAACCUGCACCUGCUGGGCGAGGGCACCCCCAUCGACUGGGGCGAGGAGCACGGCGGGCAGCCCGAGGCUGAGCCGGCCGCCGACAAGCGCCGCAGAGCCAAGCAGGUGGUGUCGGUGAUCCAGGACGAUGAGGGGGCCCUGCCCUAUGAGAUGGGUGCGGAGAUGCUGAUGUCGCCCAGCUCUCCGGAGCCGCCGAGGUCCCCGGAUGGGGUGACGGAGAUUCGGGAAGCGCUGUCCAAGGAGAGCAUUGAGGUGCUCACAGAGGAGCGGCUGACGAACGGUACCCACGGCACGCGGGACAGCGGUGCCACCAAGGAGGUGGUGGUGGCAGCGGGGGCUGCACCAGGUGAUGUCCCCCCAAAGGGUCCGGCCGGUGAAGGGGAUGGGGUGCGGCGUCCUGCGCCGGCAGCACCCACAUCUGGAGCCGAGGUCCCGUCAGAGGAUGGGGUGCGCCGUGCACCACCAGCAGCACUGGCACCCGGAGCUGAGAGCACAGCAGGGGGUAAGGUGCAGCAUGCCAUGCCUGCGUCACCCACAACUGGAGCUGAGGUCCUGCCACAGGAUGGGCUGCACCGUGCUGCGCCUGCAUCACCCGUAUCUGGAGCUGAGGUCACAUCUGGAGCCGAGAUCCCAUCUGGAGAUAAGGUGCAUCGUGCCACACCGCCAUCCCCUGCACCCAGAGCUGAUGUCCCACCCAGCGACAAGGUGCACCACGCCAUGCCGGCGUCACCUGCAUCCGGAGCUGAGGUCCCAUCAGGAGAUGAGGUGCCUCACGCCACACCACCAUCCCCUGCACCCAGAGCCGAGGUCCCAUUGCCACCCACUGGGACCGCUUGCCACCAGCGCAGUGACAAGGAGACGGGUGAGGAGGUGGCCCUCCCAGUGGCAUGCAGCCCCCCACCGCCCGCGGGCACGACGGAGAGCUUUGAGGGGAUGCAGACUGAGUUCUAGCCCCAUUCCCGCUGCAGACUGGCCCUGGUGAUGCUGGGGAUGGGGGCUGGGACCAGGGAGGGAUGGGGAACACCUAACUGGGAAGAGCCCUGUGUGGUCCUGCUAGGAGAGGCUGGGGGGGGCCUGGCUUGGCACAGGGCACCCGCUGCACUCUGCUCUGUCCUUCUUCUGCCUUAUUUCCUUCUUUUCUACUGGAGAGAUGCUUUACCCACCCCGGGGCUGCAGGAUGCUCCCACUGCCGUCCCCAUGCCCACAGCGGUGGGGUGCUCCUGGGCAUCCUCUGCUACCACCGAGAGGAGGUUCCACCAACAUGUCCACGAGGGUUGGGGUGUGCAGCACUGCGUGGCAUUUGGUCCUGGGGGGUGCACCCCACCUCGCUGUGCACAGGUGAGCACCCCCUGCCCUCACACCAGCAGUGAUGGGGCACAGCCGUGGGGCUUCAGCAGAGGUCUGGGGGGGGGCGGUACCCCCCCAGUGCAGGGUUGGACGCAGGCUCUGGGUGGGGAUGCACUAAAAGCACUGGAGAAAUGGUUGGGGCUGGGGCGUCUGCGUGUACCCGUGUGUGCACACCUGCAGCCCCCCCGCAGCUCAACUCGACCCCGCUGUAGGUUUGGUGCCGCUGUUUCUGCCACUCCAGGGGGUGCCCAGCCCAAACCACUGGGGAAGGCCCCCCCCCCCCCCCCCCCCGAAGUGCCUUGCUUUGGGAACUUCAAACCUGUCUCUUCCAAGAUAUUUUAUUAAGAAUGUUAUACAAAUGUUUUAAAAAUAUAUAUAUGCUUAUAAUAA